Messenger RNA from Mastomys coucha (southern multimammate mouse), 2476 nucleotides. It is a transcript of the gene Cnga1, whose product is annotated as cyclic nucleotide gated channel subunit alpha 1. The coding region runs from base 35 to 2074 and encodes 679 amino acids. Gene Ontology annotation, molecular function: intracellularly cGMP-activated cation channel activity; intracellularly cAMP-activated cation channel activity; protein-containing complex binding. NCBI's taxonomy places the organism in Eukaryota, Metazoa, Chordata, Mammalia, Rodentia, Muridae. Gene Ontology annotation, cellular component: plasma membrane; intracellular cyclic nucleotide activated cation channel complex. The record is from RefSeq and is a predicted model, not a curated record. The transcript is spliced from 9 exons. Gene Ontology annotation, biological process: monoatomic cation transmembrane transport.
UCAAGGAGCAAAGAUAGAAGAUAUUAAACUAACCAUGAAGACAAACAUCAUCAAUACGUGGCACUCCUUUGUAAAUAUUCCCAAUGUAAUUGUACCAGCUAUUGAAAAGGAAAUCCGACGGAUGGAAAACGGAGCCUGCAGCUCAUUUUCUGAUGAUGAUCAUGGCUCUCUGUCUGAAGAAUCAGAGAAUGAGGACUCUCUCUUUAGAAGCCACUCAUACAGAAGGCGAGGACCAUCACAGAGGGAGCAGCACUUGCCAGGUACUAUGGCUCUUUUCAAUGUUAACAACAGCAGCAACAAAGACCAAGAGCCAAAGGAGAAAAAGAAAAAGAAAAAGGAAAAGAAGAGCAAGGCUGAUGAUAAAAAGGACCCAGAGAAGAAAAAGAAGAAGGAAAAGGAAAAAGAGAAGAAAAAGGAGGAGAAAACCAAAGAUAAGAAAGAAGAGGAGAAGAAAGAAGUUGUUGUUAUUGAUCCUUCAGGAAACAUAUACUACAACUGGCUGUUUUGUAUCACCUUACCUGUGAUGUACAACUGGACGAUGAUUAUUGCAAGAGCAUGUUUUGAUGAACUCCAGUCUGAUUACCUAGAAUACUGGCUCAUUUUUGAUUAUGUGUCAGAUGUAGUCUAUCUUGCCGAUAUGUUUGUACGAACAAGGACAGGUUACCUGGAACAAGGGUUGCUAGUGAAAGACAAACUGAAACUCAUAGGGAAAUACAAAGCAAACCUGCAGUUUAAACUUGACGUUCUAUCAGUGGUCCCGACUGAUCUGCUGUAUUUUAAGUUUGGAUGGAACUAUCCAGAAAUCAGGUUAAACCGGCUGUUAAGAAUCUCUCGAAUGUUUGAGUUCUUCCAGAGGACGGAAACAAGGACCAACUACCCGAACAUCUUUAGGAUCUCAAACCUUGUGAUGUACAUUGUCAUCAUCAUCCACUGGAAUGCUUGCGUGUACUAUUCCAUCUCAAAAGCCAUUGGAUUUGGGAAUGACACAUGGGUCUACCCUGAUGUUAAUGAUCCUGAGUUCGGCCGUUUGGCUAGAAAAUAUGUCUACAGCCUUUAUUGGUCUACGUUGACUUUGACAACCAUCGGUGAAACUCCACCUCCCGUGCUGGAUUCUGAGUACAUCUUUGUGGUGGUAGACUUCUUAAUUGGAGUUUUAAUUUUUGCCACCAUUGUCGGUAACAUAGGUUCCAUGAUUUCCAAUAUGAAUGCAGCCCGGGCAGAAUUUCAAUCAAGAGUUGAUGCUAUCAAACAGUACAUGAAUUUUCGAAAUGUAAGCAAAGAUAUGGAAAAGAGGGUAAUUAAAUGGUUUGACUACCUGUGGACCAACAAAAAAACAGUUGAUGAGAGAGAAGUCCUGAGAUACCUCCCUGACAAACUAAGGGCAGAAAUUGCCAUCAACGUUCAUCUAGACACGUUAAAAAAGGUUCGCAUCUUUGCUGACUGUGAAGCUGGUCUGUUGGUGGAGUUGGUGUUGAAACUACAACCCCAGGUGUAUAGUCCUGGAGAUUAUAUAUGCAAGAAAGGGGACAUUGGGCGGGAGAUGUACAUCAUCAAGGAAGGCAAACUUGCUGUGGUGGCAGAUGACGGAAUCACACAGUUUGUGGUGUUGAGUGACGGCAGCUACUUUGGUGAGAUCAGCAUUCUUAAUAUCAAAGGCAGCAAGGCUGGCAACCGAAGAACAGCCAAUAUUAAGAGCAUUGGGUACUCAGACUUGUUCUGCCUCUCCAAAGACGAUCUCAUGGAAGCUCUUACGGAGUACCCAGACGCCAAAACUAUGCUGGAGGAGAAAGGGAGGCAAAUCUUAAUGAAAGAUGGUCUACUGGACAUAAACAUUGCGAAUUUGGGCAGUGACCCUAAAGACCUGGAAGAGAAGGUCACUCGGAUGGAGGGGUCAGUGGACCUCCUGCAAACACGAUUUGCCCGCAUCUUGGCUGAAUAUGAGUCGAUGCAGCAGAAACUCAAGCAAAGAUUAACCAAGGUCGAGAAAUUUCUGAAACCGCUUAUUGAAACAGAAUUUUCAGCUCUUGAGGAACCCGGAGGAGAGAGUGAGCCCACAGAGUCUCUCCAGGACUGAAAAGCCGGUCGAUAGCAAUAACCACGCACAAACUGUGUGAUCCUUCUGAGCAUUUGGCCAGAGACAACUGAGAAUUGGGAGAAGAGUCAUCUGGGAAAUUUCUCUACAGUGAAAACGUGUGUGGGUAGAUGACACACACAUCUGUUGCACAAGACUGAAACCUGGGAUUUUUCACAGUGGACACCAGACAAGGACGUGAACUGGUGCACGUUUUUUGUUCAGGAUCUGUUUUUUGUUUCCCACGGAUGCUCCUUUUAUGUAAUAAUCUGUAAGAGUGAAGGAGUACCUCUCAUUUUCAGGCCACCUGCACCGUUGAGGAGUCAAAUGUAUCCAGUGUAACUGUGUACAUUGUGUUUGAGAUACAGUUAUCCGAAGUAGAAUGCAAUAAAGUGAAACUGAUUA